GCCUCAAUGAGUCGAGGCCUGGGAUUACGUUGCCUAAUCUGCUUCUGCCGUUUGGUACCAUGUACCACCUUCUGCCACAACGCUCUCACAAACUCGCACCAUUCACACCUUAACCCACCCACAUCCACACCACUACUUCCUCCACCACCAUCUUCCUCCGAGAUGUCAGGCGAUACGACCUGAUGCUCGGCGGCACGAAGAAGCUGCCUUCGCUGGAGAUGAAGGGCAUCAUUGUGAACCUGGAAGUGGACCCGCCGUCGCCCGAGGUGAUGGAGAUCGCGCGCAAGGAGCUGCGCGAGACGCCCGACCUCGCGCGCGAGAGCAUGGAGGAGCUGCGCAACCUGCUCAAAGAGGACGAGGAGCUGACCACGCCCUACGAAUACAAUAAGUUCCUCGAGCGCUUCCUGCGGCCCACCAAGUUCUACCCCGAGAGCGCCUACGACCUGGUGAAGCGAUACUACGACUUUCAAGCUGAAGCACUGGACUUGUACCGCGAGAUGUACCCAGCUCGGUGAAGGCGGUGUUCGACCAGGACCUGGUGACGACGCUGCCCCUGCGCGACGAGAAGGGCCGCCGCGUGUUGAUUCUGGAGCUCGGCAAGAAGUGGAAGCACAAGAAGGUGGCGCUGGAGGAAGUGUUCAAGGCGUGCGUGUGCUUCGUGGAGAUCGCGGCGCACGAGCCCGAAACGCAGGUGUGCGGAGUGCAGGUCAUCUUCGACAUGGACGGGCUGUCGCUGCAGCAGGUCUGGCAGUUCACGCCCUCCUUCGCCAAGCUCAUCGUCGACUUCCUGCAGGAAGCAAUUCCUCUUCGUGUAAAAGGCUUCCAUAUUGUAAACCAACCCUACGUCUUCAACAUGGUGUUUGCUCUCUUCAAGCCAUUCCUGAAGGAGAAGCUUUCAAGCAGGAUUGUGUUCCAUGGCACUGACCGCCCAUCUUUACACAAUUAUAUCUCUCCUAAAUGUUUGCCUGAAUGCUAUGGAGGGACUAUGGAAAUGGAACGCAUUCCAUCGGAGAAGUGGUAUGAGGUUUUGACUCCUAUUGAACAUGAGUUCAAAGAAAUUUUGAAGUAUGGAUACCUCAAGGCUAUUGCAGCAAAAGAAAAGGACAAGAAGAAGUAAGUCUUGAAUAUGUGUAUGUGGCAACAGAAGUUUUACUUAAUAGUGACUGCUAAAAAGAAAAAUGCAAGUAAUUUCAGAGCAAUGAAACACUUGUCAAUGUUUGUCAAUUACAUGAAUUUUCCACCCUGUGCUAAUCAGAUUAUGGUGGUUUAUCCUCUUUGAGGUGUAAUAGUGUUAUUCUCAUUUUGAGACUGACAGAAAGAUGUGGUUGUGCCUACAUUCCUGUAAUGUAGUUUUAAGUUUCAAUUUAUAAGCAAGUAACUAUUAGUUCAUAUAAUGAUUUGCACUGGUUACAUUUCUUUUCAUAACUUCAUUCUGUGAUUAUUUUUCUUGUGGGGAAAAAAAGGACAAUCAAAUGUCAGCACAAUAAACAUGGAAAUGGAUUCCUUUUUCUGUAAAUGUAGAGACUGUUCUAGUACUUACAACAAUGUACAUAAAAAGCUCACUUAUGAAUAUUUUAUACACUGUUACUUCUAUAAGAAUGAAUUAAACUUUUAUAAUCCACAUUCUGUUAAUAAUUGUAAGGUAUGAAAUUAUAUUUUGUUGAAAGUAUUAAAUGUUUAAAGUAUUCUUGAAUAU
Gryllus bimaculatus (two-spotted cricket) is the source of this 1696-nucleotide messenger RNA. The record is from the annotation of a GenBank genome assembly. Lineage: Eukaryota; Metazoa; Arthropoda; Insecta; Orthoptera; Gryllidae.